Kwoniella mangroviensis CBS 8507 is the source of this 741-nucleotide messenger RNA. RefSeq lists its product as uncharacterized. The transcript is spliced from 5 exons. The record is from RefSeq and is a predicted model, not a curated record. Bases 1 to 741 code for a protein of 246 amino acids. Lineage: Eukaryota; Fungi; Basidiomycota; Tremellomycetes; Tremellales; Cryptococcaceae. Gene Ontology annotation, molecular function: heme binding; transmembrane monodehydroascorbate reductase activity.
AUGUCCAACGUAGGCAGAGAAGAAGCUUCACCUCUCUUGCCAUCCACAGCGGAGCCUUCACCUUCACGUGCCAACGAACAAGGAGGAGUUGGAUCGGCUGGGAAUCUAGACAUGGUGCUUACAAGGAGAGAUAAACUUGCUCAUGCGUCAAUCCUGAUCGGGUUAGCUUUGGUACUGGGCACAAGUUGGUAUCUGGUCUUUUCGGGUAACCUGAAGGAAAUGGGAUGGUUCGCCGUACAUCCACCAAUGCAAUCAUUAGCCAUCACAGCUUUCUUGCUUGGUAUCACUCCAUUACAGCCCCCACCUCCAAAUACCACCACGAAGAAAAACCGAUUCAAGACCCAUCAAUCGGUGAUGCUCGGAUUUGCAUUACCUUUACUUGCCAUUGGCAGUUCAGCAAUGAUCUAUAACAAGUAUUUGCACGGUGCUAAGCACUUCACCACAUGGCAUGGUAAAUUGGGAUUGAUAUCUGUUAUCUGGGUCGUGGCUCAGGCUAGUAUUGGCGCUGCCAGUGUAUGGGGUGGAGGUAAGGCAUUUGGAGGCGAAGAAAAGGCAAAGAGGGUUUACAAGUAUCAUAGACUAUCUGGAUACCUCCUCAUCACCCUUAUGCUGUUCACCAUCCACUUGGCGGGUAUACAUUCGGAUUGGGCCAAUGGUAGAGGUUAUACCAAUUUGAGGAUAUUGGCAUACUACGUUGGUUUACCCUUAAUUUGGUUGGGCAUCGAAUUACGAUCGAGGUGA